GAGGACGACCGGGAGUCGCGCGAGCGAGCAAGGGGCCGGCAUUGUGCCAUUAGGUAGUCGAGUUUGAGAGUAGUUGGGUAAACGCGCGGGGCGCACACACAGAUUCGUGGCCGUUGGUACUUCACCACCGGAAUUCUGCGCUUCUGCGACGCGUCGGGCCUUGUUUUUUUUUAGUUUUCUUUUUUAUUUCAUCACCACGAUUCGUUCCACGUGAAAAAUCGUUUGAGCAAUGUUUCUACCGAAUCGUUACGAACACGAGACAAACGCCGGAUCGGUUUUUGGACCGUUCGGGUACGUUGGGAGGAUGCGUCAGUUGUAGAGCGAUUAUGCCGCUUUUUUCUACAUCGUCCGCGUGGUGUUUGUGUCGUUAUCGCGUGAUCGGGAUAACACUGUGCUGCGCGCUUUAAAUGUACGAUAUACGUAAAUAGGCAUUAUAUAUUGAACGCGUAACGAUAUCUUCUCCACGAAGGAGUUUACGCCGCUGCACGUAAUACAUACGCCGACUUCUCCAACGUAACGAACUCCGCUCGCUGCUUCGGAAGACAGACAACAGCGAAUCAUCCCCUGGGCGAAGGUGACAACGCGCGAGACGAUCGAUGGCUCCGACGAGCCACGAUCCCCCUUCUUCGGAUUGCAACGAGACUAGCAGCCGGAAUCUCGAGAGGAAGCCCCCGAUGGCACCGCCUCGUAAAUCGCCGAGGAACUCGUACUCGGAGGAAAUGAGAGGCCAGGGCGAGGAUGGAGAUGGGACGGAAGACGCGGAAGACGCGAUGGGUUUUCUAGGGAAACUCAGCAAGUUCGAGAUGCUCGCGCGACAGAGCAGAAAUUCGGUAUCCCCGAAGGUAUUUCCGUUGGGGGCAUCGACGACGAACGUACCUGCCGAGCGGAUACUCGUCGGGCGCUCAAGAUCUUCGAGUCUCGUUUCACUGCUGGGCAAAAGCAGUGGCAAUCUGAAUCAGCAAGGGUCAAACACCGAAACGAGCAACCGGCGGGUCAACGCUCCUCGAAUCGAUUCGGGGCAAGUCGCGCCGAAACAAAUCCCAGCGAACAAUCUCAUGUCGCGUAGUUUCACCGGUUCGACGCUGCCGACCGGACGGCCGAGCGAGUUUGCCGAAUAUACCCGAGAAUUCGAUAUGAGCCAAAGCCUCGUCCUCGCCAAAACUACGACAACCGAAUUUCUUCGUCUCGACAAAUUUAGCAACGAUUCACCGUCCUCGUAUCAUCGAGUCGAUCAAAACUACGGCUCUGUCCCAAGCGUCAAGCGUAUUCAACCCCCCAGCCCGGCCUUCGAUCGCAAUCCACGGAGGUACGACGAAACAGCAGCAGCUAGAAGUCCGUCCAACUGCGAAGCCAGCCCCUGUCGCUAUCGCUACGAUCCCGAACCGGAGAGAAAGAGAAAAUUGGCCCAGGAAGAAAGACUCCGGGAACAGGAAGUCGAAAGACGCGAGAGAUCACGACUCGAAGAAAUAUUGGCCAUGUGUGCAGAAUACGAGAGGCAGAGCGCGAGCGGAAGCGCUAAUACGACCGAUCGACCUCGUCAACCCAACAGAAUAAAAACGAACGGUUCGUUGCCCCGGGACAAAAGGCCAGGAUACAAUUCUCCGUUCGGUAGCAGUCCGGAAAGUCCGAUUGCAAGUCAACGUCGUUGUUUCUCUUCUUCAUCGACGACCGAGACGAGCGAAAACAGGGCGAAACAGCGUUACGUUGGUGACGGUACAAACAACAAUUGUAGCCACGAGUUGACAUUGAGCAACGAUGACGACAACAACAACAACAAUAACGACGAGAAUAAUGGUUUCUCGGCGUCGGUAUCCCGGGCUCAAAGAACGUACGAAAACGUUUCGCUGCUCCCGGCGGAAAAGGAACGAGCCAAGGUCGAUCCACGUCGAACGGGAGAAACGAUUUUCGGGACGAUACGUUUGAACGGAAGAGCAAUCGAACCGAACGGCGGAGGUGGAUGUUGGACGAGGGAUUACGAGAAUCUCGCACCGACGAGCAGCGAACUGAGUCUUUAUGAGAACAACAAUCGUGGUGGGUGUAGUAGCAACGGCGGCAGCGGAACCUCGAGCCUCAGACGAAACGGUCAUUUGGCCAACUCUUGUCGGGUUAUCGAGAACAAAUUGGCCAUAUCGAACGACGAUCUCCUCGAGGCUAUUCAACAGCUCUCGAUGCUCGCUACCCGAUCGAAAGAAACGAUCGUAGCGACUCCGAAACGAAACAACACCGAGCGAAAUAACGCUAGAUCGAACGAAGCGAAAGCCGACAGAGAACGCGAACGUCUUCAGGAACGAGAUCGAAAUAAAUAUGUCGAAUUUUUGCACAAUGAAAAACUCCAUAUUUUAGGCAAUAUGGACGUCCUGAAGAGAAGCAUUGCCGACAUCGAAGUUCAGGAGGAAGAGAUUAACAGGGAGUUGGAAUUGGAAAAAGCUCUUUUAUCCGCCGAGUACGAUUCCGAAUCGUUGGAGCUGACCGCCGACGAAGGUGAGAGAAUGAGGACGCAAAUGCGAAUAGACGAACUCGAACUAGAAAUGGCCGAGGACACUAGGUCUCAAGAAACUUUACAAGCUGAGGCAAAACGUCGGGUUCAACGGGCUCAACGCGCGUGUAUUCGUCUUGAGGAGGAACUGGCAAAUUGUGAAGCCAGCGACGAUGCUGACGACGAUGAGGCAGCUGCCAAACGUCGAGCAAUCUCUGAUAAACUCGCUCUGCAUCAGGAUAUACUUGAAUCUGAGAGAAAAUCUUUCGAGGAUCUUGAAUUUCAUCAUUUGGAGGAGGAAGCGAGCAAACUGGCGACUAGGGAAGAAUUACAGAGGAAUCUGAGCGAAUUAUCAGCUAAGAUCGAAAAGAGAAAAGGUCAGCUGGAUCAUUUGGAGGCUCAGCGUUCAACAAUGAAGAAUUCAGCGACGAGAGAUACGAAAAGUCUCGAAAGGCAGAAGUUGGCCCACGCGAGAAGAUUGGAGGAGGCCCGUGGUAGAUUGCGAGCAAUUGAGGAGGAAUUGGACAAUUUAAUGAGAGAUCCGCCCGAAAACUGCGAGGAAAAACGUUCACCGAGUAGGGAAGAUUUCGACAGGAUAUCAAGAGUAACGACCGACUCGCCAAUCACGGCAAAUCAUCAAGGGAGCCUGGGUAGAAAGACGAUCGAGUCGCUCAAGGAGAUUGAACGUAAUCGACAACUGCAUCUGGCAAAACAAGGGAGUCAAGUAAUCUCGGAGGAGCGACGACGCGUCGAGGAACUGAAGCGACGGGUCCAAGAUGAGGUUCGAUCUCAAUGGGAGGAGAGAAAGAUGAAUUGUACGUCGUUCAACAGUGUGGAAUCUGGAGAAGAAUCUUCCAACUAUUCGACGGGGCUGACUGAAAGCGGUAGCGGAAGCAGCGACGGAGCCGAAGUUACGGGGACGAGUGAAAAAAUAUCGUCCGGUAGACAACUCGACGAAUUCGCUUCCUCAUCGAGCCCGGGACCUUCCAACGACUCGUACGUUCUACUCCACGGAGACGAUCGUGUCCGACGGGAUGCUGGAGCAAGGCAGUCGACGGAGACAGCACAGAGGCUGAGUGACGCCGCCAAAAGUGUGGUCACGAGCGAAGAAAACGAGAGCAGACCCUUGUCGCAAACUUGGAGUGAAAUGACCGACAGCGUGGGUCCCUUGGUUCAGUCAGCUGUAAAACAUCGAGAUAAACCAAAACUCGGACGACCUCUUACGAGAUAUCUCCCUAUAAAAUCAGAGUCGCUUGAUCUACGAAAUCACAUCGAGACUGCAGGACAUCAUCUUUUGCCACUUAUUCACGAUUUAACUAUCGACGCAACAACAUGCUCCGGAUAUUUAUCGAAGAUGAGCAAAAAGUUUCAUCACUGGAACAAACGAUGGUUUGUCUUUGAUCGGAAACGAAAGAGCCUUUCUUAUUACAGCGAUUCUAGCAACAAAAAAGCACGAGGACUCAUUUAUUUCCAGUCGAUCGAGGAGGUGUACGUGGACCACAUGAAUACGGUCAAAUCGCCCCAACCUACCCUCACCUUUGUUAUAAAAACGACAACGAGACUGUAUCAUUUAAUGGCACCGAGUCCGGAGGCAAUGAGAGUUUGGGUCGACGUCGUAUUCACGGGAGCCGAGGGAUAUCGUGAAUUCGUCGACAACGGCGCCUGAUGUGGAAACGUUGCUGGGGCGUCUGAUUGUAAUCGUGAAAUGCAACAGCAGCAGCUUUUUAACGAGACUGGAUUUUAUCAAGGCGUACGAGUUUUUAUUAUUGAAUAUCGGGAUAAUCAUGUAUUUUAUGAAAACCGUGAUCGAACGUUUUCGGUCUUUUUUUUUUAUUUACAUCUUCGAACGGCCUUGACACAAGAUUAAACGAUGUACGUCGUGGUCGUACAUUGAAGAAACUAAUCAAUGCCGAAAAUAACGUGUUCGCACAAUCUUUGGUGCCAAUUAUCUUAUGUGUAGUAUAAUUAUUUACAAAGAUGAAUUUUUGUAUGAUUAUUCUGACCAAGUAUUACUCCUUUUUAUGUCAAGCUUAAUCCACUUUGUAAUAGUAGCAUUAGACGGGUGUGCACAAUCCACGAGAGUAGUGGGAAGAGGAAGGAAUAAGUAACGUAGAGUACGUUUGAUUGUACCAAACAUUAUCAUCUAGUCUUCGAGCCUGAGCGAUCCGAGCUACAUGUUUACAGAAGUGUGUGUUUGGAGUUUGGCCAAAGAGGAAUAACAUUCUUUCGUUGAGUACCGAACGACGUCUAUGAUCGCUAAUCAAACGAUGCGUAUUAGUUGAACUAUUCAAACGUGCUAUCCCAAAGGGAGGCCGUGUUGGGAACAUUUUUUACGCAGUUUUUAUCGUGAUCAGGAAUAUUAAAGGUAUCCGAACAAUUUGAUUUUCUUUUUUGUAUAACAAAUGUUUUACAAUUGGCAUUAUGAUACUGCUUCGCUACGAGCGAAUCAAAUAGUUAUGUGUAGUCUUUAUGGAGGAUUGAAAAAAUAUAUAUUUUUCAAAAAAUCA
Molecule: messenger RNA, 4983 nt
Organism: Venturia canescens
Lineage: Eukaryota; Metazoa; Arthropoda; Insecta; Hymenoptera; Ichneumonidae
Product: pleckstrin homology-like domain family B member 2
Exons: 11
Coding region: 597-4142 (1181 amino acids)
Source: RefSeq, a predicted model, not a curated record